Macrosiphum euphorbiae (potato aphid) is the source of this 828-nucleotide messenger RNA. The record is from the annotation of a GenBank genome assembly. NCBI's taxonomy places the organism in Eukaryota, Metazoa, Arthropoda, Insecta, Hemiptera, Aphididae.
AUGUUGUCGUUAAACCAAGACGACGUGAAGAGCCUUUUCAAUAAAGAAUUCGAUUUCGUCAGCGCCGUCCUAAAUCAAGUGAAACUGCCGGAGCGCGUAGAAGACUCAGAUUCAGAAGAAAGCGAUAGUAAUGAAAAAGUUAGAAAGCCAAUACUUGCAAGUGAUGAAAUAAACAGAGCCCAAAGUUUAGACGAACUACAUACAAGACUUGCUGCAAUAAGAGAAAAGAAAUAUACUUACCGAGGAAAAAUAAUUAAAAAUAAACUUCAAAAUAAGAUUAAAAGAAAAAAAAAGAUAAAUGAAAAAAUGAAGGGUGAAAAAAAACCAAAUGACAGUGUUGAAAAAACAAAUGAAAAGCCUCCUAAAGUAAAUGGUACUAAUAGCAAGACUAAAUUAGUAUUCAAUCGGAUAAAUUUCUUAGGAGAACAAACUGAAAUAGCUUCACCUCCAACUAGUACAAAAGCAAAGGUGGCUUUAGACGAAAUUAAAACAAAGGAACAAAUGUAUAAUGAACUAGAAAAAUCUGGUGAAACUGAGAAAGCCAAAGAGUUGAGAGAACGUGAUGCUUGGAAGAACGUCUUGGCCAAAGCUGAAGGGGUAAAAGUUAAAGACAAUGUGGAAUUAUUAAAAAAGACCAUUGCCAGAAAAGACAGACAGAAAAAGGUUAGUAAAACAAAAUGGGAAGAAAGAGCAAAUACUCUGGAGAAGACCAAGAAAGAAAAGCAAGAUAAGCGUACAAAUAAUUUAUUGAAAAAAAAACAAGAAAAAAAGGAAAAAACAAAAAAGAAAGCUAUCAAAAAAGGCCGGUUUGUGCCAGGUAUAAAUUAG